Molecule: messenger RNA, 1101 nt
Organism: Talaromyces proteolyticus
Lineage: Eukaryota; Fungi; Ascomycota; Eurotiomycetes; Eurotiales; Trichocomaceae
Exons: 2
Coding region: 1-1101 (366 amino acids)
Biological process (GO): tRNA wobble uridine modification
Cellular component (GO): elongator holoenzyme complex
Source: RefSeq, a predicted model, not a curated record
AUGCCCUCUCAACCGGCUGUGCCACAUCUUCUUGCGCCAUAUCUCUCACCAUCUGCACACUCAGCACAGUCACUUAUACUGAUAACAUCUGUCCUUGCAGCCACUUCAAAUUGGCUUGUCUUACGAUAUUUGAUUUCUAUUCUUUCUUCCACAGAUGUAGCACCCAACAGAGAUGGAGAUGAGCGACCGACCAAGAAGAUAGUGCUCGUCAGUUUCUUGCGGAAUUGGGAUUUUUGGAGGACAGAAGCAAAGAGAUUAGGAUUAGAUUUGCAGAGGUCAGCAGAGGGAGGAAGGCUCAAAUUUGUGGAUGGCCUUAGUGAACUUUACGGCUCUGUCGCCUCGAAACAAGUCAGUCCUACCUCAGUCCGCGGGGCUGGCGUUGGGAGCGGCGUUGGAGCUGCAAGACCAACACCUCUACGAGGGCCAGCAGCUGGCAUAGCCAGGGCGCCACUCGCGCCUCCAUUAGCACAAGCUCCGAGUACUGGCUCUACUACUAGCAGCAGUGGAAGCUCUACGCAGAAGCAACUAUACAUAUCCGGUCAUGGUAAUGCUGCCUUAGAAGGGCUGGAGAAAGAUAUAAUUUCUCUAAUAUCCUCGAUUAAGUCUACAGAGGGUGACGAUCCCCUUUUAAUCCUUGAUCAGCCAGAUCUCCUUCUGGCCGCUACGCCAGGAAUCAAUGCAGCCGAUAUAUCUGAUUGGGUUAUGGCAUUGCAACAGGUGUGUGCUCCCUAUAGCAGGAAGGGUUGUUUGAAGCAGGAACUUAUCAUCCCGGAAACAAAGCACGUCCACUCAACAGUAAUCACCGCGUCCGCCGAUUCCCCUCUCGUACAUACUGCAUAUGCGGCCGGUGAAGACGGCAAAGCUACUCCACUCGAAACACAGCAUUCAGCAUUCGUGGUUGGGCUAGCACACCAAGCGCGAUUAGUGAUGCAGUUACGGACAUUAGAUACAGGCGCGGCAAAGGACAUUAGUGGGGUGCUUAGGAUUAGUAGAGGUGGUGGGUUUGCGAACGAUGCAAAUGAAACGGUGGAGGAAAAAGAGGUCUUGUAUUUUGUGCAGAGGGAUGGGGGCAUAAAGGUAUUCGGAAGAGGUGAAGCGUAA